Molecule: messenger RNA, 708 nt
Organism: Tripterygium wilfordii
Lineage: Eukaryota; Viridiplantae; Streptophyta; Magnoliopsida; Celastrales; Celastraceae
Product: protein DMP8-like
Exons: 1
Coding region: 25-708 (227 amino acids)
Biological process (GO): endomembrane system organization
Source: RefSeq, a predicted model, not a curated record
UCUACUGUCAAGAAACGAAGACAAAUGGAGGAAAAAAUUGAAGGAAUUGGUAUCAAAGUCUACAAUGCAACCCCACCAGAAAACCCCACAACCCCAAAUGCCACAUCUACUGCCGCCGCCACCACCACUCUUCCAAGGUUGAGUCUUGGCCCUGGUGGUGGAGGCCGAAAAAGGCGAGCCGUCGCGAAAGGAGUUCAGAAAACAAUAUCUAAAACCUCAAUGCUUGUCAAUUUCCUCCCAACAGGCACUCUCUUGACAUUUGAAAUGGUACUCCCUUCCGUCUACCGGACUGGAGAUUGCUCCUCUGUGAACACUACGAUGAUCUACGUCCUAUUAGGACUGUGUGCACUCUCUUGCUUCUUCUUCCAUUUUACGGAUAGUUUUAAAGGGGAUGACGGGAAAGUGUACUAUGGAUUUGUGACUACUAAUGGAUUGGCAGUGUUUAAGCCUGGAAUUCAAGUGGAGAUUCCGAAAGAUGAGAAAUAUAGAGUUGGAUUGACUGAUCUUGUGCACUCGAUUAUGUCGGUUAUGGUGUUCAUAGCGAUCGCGUUUUCGGAUCAUAGGGUUACGAAUUGCCUGUUUCCAGGGCACCAGAAGGAGAUGGAUGAAGUGAUGGAGAGUUUUCCAUUGAUGGUUGGUGUUAUUUGUAGUGCUUUGUUCCUUGUGUUUCCUACUUCUAGGCGUGGUGUUGGCUGCAUGGCAUCAUAG